CUUAAAAUGAAAAUCAUCAAAAUUUUACUACUCCUUUGCAUUGUCUCUUCAGUGUUCACACAACUCACAUAAAGUGCUCCACCAUCUGGUCAACGUAAGAUGAUUAAAUUAAUUUAAUCUAGCUGGCUCUGGAACAUCAGGCUCGACAUAAGGUGCCCCUACUGGUCAACAAGGAUAAUAAAAUACAUCUGGUAUCUAAUAAUAUCUUAUGAUUUUUAGGUGGCUAAUAACCAGGAGGCCAAUAAUAAGGUGGAAUGUAAUAAGGUGGUAUGCAAUAAGGUGGCCAGUAAGGUGGUCAAUAAGGUGGUCAAUAAGGCGGUCAAUAAGGUGGUCCAUAAACAGGAGGAAAGGCCAAGAAAUGCUUACCAACAUAAGCUUAAGGACAAUAAUAAGGAACAUAAUAGGGUUAAUAAUCAGGACAAUAAUAACCAACUUAAUAAACCCUACCUGGAAAUCAACUACCAGGAACUUAAACAACUCAAUAAUAACCUCCAACUGGAACAUAGUAAUAACCAACAGGUACUUAAUAACCUCCAACUGGAACAUAAUAAUAACCAACAGGAACUUAAUAACCUCCAACUGGAACUUAAUAAUAGCCAACAGGAACAUAAUAACCAGGUGGAACUUAAUAAUAACCAGGUGGAUAAAUGGGAUAAGGUGGAUAAGGCUAAAUGGGAUAAGGUGGAUAANAGUCUUCAAACCCAUAAAUCAAGAUAACUUACGAGCACAAAGUCAAAAUGAAAAUUCGUGUGAAGGCGAUAUUUAAGACAGUAUAUAUGAGAUUGCAUCCUUUUCAAUUUCUUUAAUAAAAUGUUCAAGAUCAGAGGUAGCAGCAAUCUUUUUAUUCCAACAGGUUUAACUGAAUUAUGUAAUAGUAUUUUUGAUAGUAAAUCCUUUUUCGCCAAUAUUUUGGGUUAGCUAAGAAUAAUUUUAUAACAUUAUUUACAUCGGGCAUCAACCUGAUCUUAAUUUAACUCUCUCAUUACAUUCAAUCCUAUUGAAUUCAAUGUUCAACAGUUCAUUUGAGUUACUAACUGAGCAUACUUUGAAUAUUAGGCUCAUUUUGAUAUGAUGAGUAAAAUCAUAAAAUUGUACCAAAUAGGAAGACUUUAUAUUUUA
This is a messenger RNA of Paramecium sonneborni, 1119 nucleotides long. The record is from the annotation of a GenBank genome assembly. NCBI's taxonomy places the organism in Eukaryota, Ciliophora, Oligohymenophorea, Peniculida, Parameciidae.